AUGGACUCGAUUCAAUCUACCACUGCCAUCGUAGCCCAUGCCCCUCAAGAUGGCAAGAGAAAUUGGAAGCUUGAGCAGCUGCAGCUCCGAGCUCCCAGCGAAAACGAGGCCAUCGUUGAAAUGGUUGCUUCGGGAGUCUGCCAUACUGAUCUGGGCUGUGGAACUGACCCUGAUGGAACUCCAGGAUUUCCUGUUCCUCCAUACCCACGCGUCUUGGGCGCUGGUUACGUCCGGGCAGUUGGCUCAAAGGUCACAAAGGUUAAACCUGGGGAUGCCGUUCUCCUUUCCUUUGCAUUCUGCACCCAAUGCCACAACUGCAAAUUCGGCGCUCCUGGCUACUGUCACGAAUUCACUGCCCUCAACUUCUCGGGUUCUGGAGAGGCCUUCCAGACUUCAAAGCCCACUUCUCAGAGGGUCGGGGGUUCUUUCUUUGGACAGUCCAGCUUUGCGAAGCUCACACGGGUCCAAGAAACGUCUCUUGUGAAUGUCACCGACUUAAUUACACAUCCGGAGGAUCUGAAGUUGUUUGCCCCUUUGGGAUGCGGUAUACAAACUGGUUCAGGGACUAUUACCGAACUGGCAGCUGCAAAACCGGAUGACAAGGUUGCCAUUAUGGGCUUGGGUGGUGUUGGUCUGGCAGCCAUUAUGGGUGCGAAACUCAGAGGCUGCAAAAACAUCAUCGGCAUCGAUCGAGUCCCUGCGCGAGUCGAGAUGGCAAAGAGACUGGGAGCAACCCACGGCAUAGAUACAUCAUCAGUCGCCAAUCUCGGUGAUGAAGUUCGAAAAAUAACAGGUGGUUCUGGAAGUACAAUUACCGUUGACGCAACUGGCGUGAUGCCUUUGAUCCAGCAAGGCCUUGACUUCACCGCCAACCAGGGCAAGAUGGUUCUUCUCGGUGUUGCACCGAUGACAGCUGGGUUGGAGAUCUCGGUUGUUCCCUUCAUGGUUACAGGCAAGCAGCUUAUCGGUAGUAUGGAAGGUGGUGUACUUCCUGAGGAUUACAUCCCUCGCAUGAUUCGAUGGUUCCAGAAAGGCCAGUUCCCGAUAGAGCGUCUGAUUAAAUUUUAUCCUGUUAGUGAAUUUGAAAAGGCAAUUCAUGAUAUGGAGAAUGGUUCUACGAUUAAACCUGUGUUAAUUUGGUAG
Messenger RNA from Fusarium fujikuroi IMI 58289, 1143 nucleotides. RefSeq names its product related to zinc-containing long-chain alcohol dehydrogenase. Gene Ontology annotation, molecular function: oxidoreductase activity. The coding region runs from base 1 to 1143 and encodes 380 amino acids. The record is from RefSeq and is a predicted model, not a curated record. Lineage: Eukaryota; Fungi; Ascomycota; Sordariomycetes; Hypocreales; Nectriaceae. The transcript has 7 exons.